CGAUGUGUUUGGAAGAAAACUUGAGGGCUCGCAAGUGAGUCGUGGUCCUCCAGGCAUUGGUUUCAAUUUUACACCGGACGGUGAUUUUGAUUUAGAAAACAAGCGACUUUGCAACCUAGGACCGCCCAAUCAUCCGAACGAUGCAAUCACAUUGCAUUCACUGAAAUGGUGAAGUUAUAGAAGAAUACAAGUUGAAAAACAUCAAUUGGAAGUGAAUGCAAAAUUGCGUUAUCUUUAUAGCACAACUCUAUAUACAUGAGACCACGAAAGAAAAGGAGGAAAAUUUUAGAAACUACCAAUGAAUAGGAAGUUUGACAAGGAGAAGGGAUAUUUUCUUGGGAAGGGAUGGAUUUUCUAUCUUUGCUCGAAUGAGAAGUGGUCAUCUUCGACAUUGCAAAGCUGAGGAGUAAGUCAUGACGAGGAGAAGGGAUAUUUUCUUGGGAGGGGAUGAAUUUUCUAUUUUUAGACCAAUGAGGUCUAUGCUUCUUUUUGACAACCAAUUGUGUGACAACCAAGGUGGAGUUUCUUCUUAUAUAAGCAGGUUGACAAAAUUCAUCUGUUCAUUUACAAUAAAUUCGUCUUAUAGAACUAACUCUACGAAGCUGCAAGAUGACUGCAAUGUGUGAAUACAAAAAGAUGUUUCAAAAUACCAUACUGAAAUAUCCGGAAGAAAAUGUUUAUAUUGUUGACAUACAAGGAUUUCAAAGAAUUGCUGCGGAUACUUUCAUUUUCAAGGAAAUUAGUUUUCUCAACAUAAGAAAAACAGCUUUACCAACUGCUUACCUCUUCAAAUCUCCAAUGCCGUGGGAAGAACUUACCGAGGAAGAAAAAUGUAUGAUACAUUGGCUAGAAAAAAGUCACCAUGGAAUUGAAUGGAAUUCUGGUGACAUUCCAUACCAUCGACUUCAACAUGUCUUACAAAUCUUUACACGAGAUGUUAAAAAGAUAUUCGUUAAGGGAGAACAGAAAGCACUGUGGUUGAAAAAUUAUUUGCCGAAUACUCUAAUAUGUAAUGUCGAAGAUCUUGGAUGCCCUCCGCUCGAGAACAUAAAAAGUAAUAAAAAUUACUUUUGCUUGUACCAUCAUCUUUCUAUUAGAAGAAAACCAUCAUGUGUCGUCCAUAAUGCUCUUUCAAUAAGAGCAUGGUUAUUAAAUUAUUUGUCUGAAAAAUUUAGUCAGGACGAAGUUGAUAAUUAUUGA
Nasonia vitripennis (jewel wasp) is the source of this 1200-nucleotide messenger RNA. RefSeq lists its product as uncharacterized. Lineage: Eukaryota; Metazoa; Arthropoda; Insecta; Hymenoptera; Pteromalidae. The record is from RefSeq and is a predicted model, not a curated record. The transcript is spliced from 2 exons. The coding region runs from base 610 to 1200 and encodes 196 amino acids.